This is a messenger RNA of Saccharomyces kudriavzevii IFO 1802, 1104 nucleotides long. RefSeq names its product phosphopantothenate--cysteine ligase CAB2 (gene CAB2). Lineage: Eukaryota; Fungi; Ascomycota; Saccharomycetes; Saccharomycetales; Saccharomycetaceae. The record is from RefSeq and is a predicted model, not a curated record. Gene Ontology annotation, biological process: coenzyme A biosynthetic process. Gene Ontology annotation, cellular component: nucleus; cytoplasm. The coding region runs from base 1 to 1104 and encodes 367 amino acids. The transcript has a single exon. Gene Ontology annotation, molecular function: phosphopantothenate--cysteine ligase activity.
AUGCCGCCUUUACCUGUACUUAACAGACCUCAAAUUCAUACGUCAGUCACUGAAAUAAGUCAUGCCAUCGAUCGUACAAUCAAGGAGGAACUGUUUCCAGUUGCCUAUACCACUGAGGAAGAACAGUAUUUCAAGACUAACCCAAAACCAGCUUAUAUCGAUGAAUUGAUAAAGGAUGCUAAAGAGUUUAUUGAUUUGCAGUAUUCCUUGAACCGUGACAAAAUAGUUCUUAUUACCUCCGGCGGUACUACUGUUCCAUUGGAGAACAAUACGGUGCGUUUUAUUGACAACUUCUCUGCUGGUACUCGUGGUGCAUCCAGCGCCGAACAGUUUUUAGCCAAUGGGUACAGUGUUAUAUUUCUUCAUAGGGAAUUUUCAUUGACUCCGUAUAAUAGGUCCUUCUCCCAUAGCAUUGACACUCUGUUUUUAGAUUACAUUGAUUCUGAAGGCAAGAUCAAGCCGGAGUUUUCUGAGAACGUUUUGAAGAACAAAAGACUAUAUGAAAAGUACAUGGAACAAGAAGAGAAACUACUUUUGUUACCGUUCACCACUGUAAACCAAUACCUGUGGUCGUUGAAAAGUAUAGCCAGGCUAUUGAACAAUAGUGGUUGCCUCUUUUAUUUAGCUGCAGCUGUCAGUGAUUUUUUUGUUCCAUAUUCAAGACUACCUCAACACAAGAUUCAAUCAGGAGAUAAUGGUAAAAUGGGAGCAAAUAAUGACACUGAGGGCACGACUAGGACUACCUCCGAUGGUAAACUAAUAGUUAACCUGGACCCCGUUCCUAAGUUUUUGAGAAGACUUGUGGAAUCGUGGGCCACUCAAGCUAUGAUUGUUUCGUUCAAGUUAGAAACCGAUGAAUCCAUGCUACUGUACAAAUCCACACAGGCGCUAGAUAGAUAUAACCAUCAACUAGUCAUCGGAAACCUGUUGCAGACCAGGAACAAACAAGUCAUCUUCGUAUCUCCUGGAAACAGGAAGGGAGACUGGGUACGCUUAGAUGAGAAUCAUCAUAGCAUCGAAGAGAUGAUAAUUCCAGAGGUCAUCGCACGCCAUGAUCAAUGGGUAGCACAAUCAAAAACCAAGUCAGCUACAAAGCAGACUUAA